Messenger RNA from Candidozyma pseudohaemuli, 9765 nucleotides. It is a transcript of the gene TOM1, whose product is annotated as E3 ubiquitin-protein ligase. The transcript is spliced from 2 exons. Gene Ontology annotation, biological process: protein polyubiquitination; proteasome-mediated ubiquitin-dependent protein catabolic process; positive regulation of protein catabolic process. Bases 1 to 9765 code for a protein of 3254 amino acids. The record is from RefSeq and is a predicted model, not a curated record. NCBI's taxonomy places the organism in Eukaryota, Fungi, Ascomycota, Pichiomycetes, Serinales, Metschnikowiaceae. Gene Ontology annotation, molecular function: ubiquitin-protein transferase activity.
AUGAUCAUCUCAAAGCGAUUGCAUGUGAAUAAGCAGGAGUCUGAGGGGCCAUUAACGGCUUUCAUUGAUGAGGCUUGCUCUUCAGAUGAAGCCGGGUUGACCAGACUACUUAACGCCAAUCUCAAGUGGGAGCGACCAAGAGGAGAUUUGAUCACAUGGGUCAAGCUUCUCAAUCACAUUGACGACAUAUUCGAGAAGAAAAUUGCCAAUUAUGGAAUGGAUGCUCCAAACCCAAGACUAGUCGUGAUAUCUCCAGACGACACCAGUCUUCUUACCGCUUGUUUGAACUUCACCAACACACUUUUGGAACAUUGUCUCAACAGAAAUAUCUAUGGAAGUUCCGAAAGAAUCUAUCAAUUGAUCUUGACACCGACGAUAGACGUCAAACUAGCAGCACUUGAGGUUGCUGUUCGGCUUGGAGAGCGCUACGUUGGCUCAACCUACAUCAAGAAGUAUUGUGCUCCGAAGGAGGUAAGACAGCAUGUUCUCGAUAUGGCCAAAUCAUUUCCACCUCCUGUGCCUACGGGCUUCAUCCAGAAACAGGUGGAUCAAACGGAUCAAUCCGAUGACAACAAGCCUCGCAGUGAACACUACAGCUUAUAUGACACUCUUGAUCACAAAAAGGUAUACCCAAGCAAAUGGGCAACUUUGAACUUCCAAUAUUAUGCAUCGCCACUGUCUACCUCCCAAAGUCCACGGAGUGAUAGCAAGGACAAGAAGAAGAGUGCCAAAAAGCACACUCAGACCGAGAAGGAGGGUCUCCUUUCGUUCAAUUUAUGCGAAAGCUCCGUUCGAAAAUUGACAUUGGAGCAGAUUUACGACAAAGCUGCUGAGACGUUGCCGGAAUCAUCAUGGUUUAAAGUGUCACUUGCUGCAUUAAACGCUAAGGCCUUCAAUUCAAGGUCUCAUGAUUGCAUGGUACUUCGAGAAAAGUUAAUUCGAAUGAAGUGUGCUUCCGUUGCAUUUACAGCUCUCAUGUCUAGUGCAGAAUUCACUUCAUCAAACUUGUUCGAGGCCGAGCCCUACCUACUCAGCUUCUUGGUUGACUUCAUGGCUCCAGAAAAUUCAUCUACUGUGUCCAGUGAAGUGUUUGUGGCAUCUUUAAAAGCUUUAGAAGCAAUAGCUCACAGAAGACAAUGGGGAAGUGAGCUUAUCAGAAAUUUGGGAGGAAAUGUGAGCCACGGAUUGCUUUACCAGCAAUUGAGACAUAUGAAUAAGCAAAUCAGAGACCAAUCGGAUGUCUGCAAUGAAAGGGCGAAUUUGCUAGUUUUUACACUUAUUGGUCACUUCAUUGACAACAAGUCUCUCGUUUCGAGGCUUGCUUCUGGCGGGAUCCUAAGCGAGCUAAUGAGCUUUCUCAACAUUCACACGAAAUACCGCUGGUCGUGUUCCUCAGCAGUUAACACGAUUGCUCUCCUCUUACGUUCAUCUACUGAGUACAUCUCGGAUUUCAUAAAUCUUGACGGUUUCCGUUUGUUAAUCGAAACGAUCACGUACGAGGUGGAUUUUGCACUCGAACAUCCUGACUUCGCUGGUGGCGCACCCAAGGACGCUGUUGUUUAUUACACUAUUAGUCUCAGGCAAGUGAACUUCCUUAGAAACCUUUUGAGGCUUUCUUCCCAACUUGUUCAAGCAGAUGGGAGUGACCGAAUGAGGAACCUUUUUGACUCCCCCAUUUUGUCAUCAUUCACGAAAGUCAUUGAAAACCCUCAUCUUUUCGGGCCACCAGUGUUAGGUGCCACUUUAGAUGCCGUUUUAUACAUCAUUCACAAUGAGCCAACCGCCUUUUCGAUACUCAACGAGGCAGGUGUCGUUGAAUCAAUUUUGAGCAAUUACGAUAAGCUUUUCAUGCCCUCCAAUGAAUUACAGAUAGCUUUACUUGAAGUGCUCGGUGCAAUCUCCUUGAAUAAGGAAGGGUUGAGACGAGUAAAAGAAAGCGGAGUUCUCAAAGUCUAUUUCAAGUCGUUCUACGACCUCAAAAUUGCUAAGGAGCUAGUGCGUGGUGAUGUUUCGACAAGUAUCGGUGUGUCAAUGGAUGAGCUUGGAAGGCAUUUUCCAGAUCUUAAACCAGAUAUCUUCGAAGAGAUCAAAGACUUGAUUGAUAAAAUGUCCAGCUAUGCCAACCAAUACUUGCAACCUAUUCGGUUCUAUACUUCAGAUUCGCAGGAUGCAUUUUACCAUGAGGGAGAUUCGAGUUCGAAAGAAGUUCAAAAGACUGACGGAGACGAGAUGGAAUGUUGGGAAAAUGCUGAGGGCUCUCCAUUGAUAGACAACUUGUUUGGAUUUUUGGGAGGGCUUCUUCAGGACAGUGGACAAUGGGUGAAGGACAUCACUGAUAAUAUUCCGUUCUCAUCAUGGGCGAGCUACAUAACUCUUGACCUCGCCCCCAUUGAUUACAUCACAUCUAACGGUAUGACAAGUUUGAUGAAUCUUUUGAAGUUCUUGGAGGAUGAAAAGCAAGAUUACGGACUUCCCAAACUCCUUGAGAUGCUUCCAGACCGUUUGAAGUCCACUGAUGUUCAAGAUUUCAUAAAUUCCGGAAGUACUGAACCAUUCCUUGCAGCCCAUCGUGGCGAUGUACCAAGGGCGAACAUGCUCUUGAAAGAACUCAAUGCCAUUAACAACAUACUUUUUAUCUUGAGUGAGAGCUAUCUCCUUCCAAGUAACAUGGUUAACGAGAAGUAUCAGACACUCAUAAAUACCCUUCAGUCAAUGCCCUAUCCAGUCAUUCAGGACUUGACCAGAUUGAUGGGAAGAAGUAUCAUUGAGGAAAUCGUGAUUCGUCAACCUCUUUCAGCAGAUGCGUUGGAGUACACUGCUCCGGUUCUUGAACCUCUCGAAGAUAUUCCUCCCCUCCAGGUGUUCGGAAGGAAGCCGGAGCAAGAUCUCACCUCAGCUACCUGGACGGACCAUAGAAUCAAAAAUUCAUUGCAAUUACGCUUUUUAGCGUAUCGUUUCCAACAUAACAUUGCAUUGAUCUUGUCUAACGUUUCCAGGAGUUGCAUGCAAAAGAGGCAAGAUUUCUUCUCGAUUGAUUGGCGGAGAGGGGCAAUUAUUGAGACCAAGAACUUAGCGAGUCAAUUGGAACAUCUCUUCGAAAGGGGUGAACAAUUGGAUGAGAACCAGAGCACCAACUAUAAUUUGAUCGCUACUAAUCUCAUUUCUUUUAUUGCCCACAGCAAAGACAAGGGGAGAGAGGUUUUUUCAACUGCUUUAGUGCUGUACUUUUUCUUCCACACGAACCUUUUAGAGAAAAUCACGGCACUGGCAAUCAAGACUUUCAAUGUGAUUUUGGGAAGACCCACGGAUGAUAGGCUUCGUGUGAAGGAUGUUGACUACAUCGACAGCUCGUUGGUCUCAAUCGAAAACAAUUUUGUCAAUGAGGUUUUGUCCAUCUUGACGAAGAUAAGUGAACCCAAAUACGUCCCUAAAUUUCCAUAUCACCACUUGUUCUACAAUCGAGGAUACUGCUCCGAAGAGGGUGCGAUCCUGGCUGGUAUCGUCACUCAGGCGGCUUUUCUUGGAUUACAUAUGGUGAAGCAAACAAUUGGCUCGGAAUCUCCACUCACGCGCCAUGGCGAUUACCUUGCGUAUCAAGCAUUCCCGUUACCGAUCUCGCUUCAACUUAUCGACUUACUUAUCAUUGUUUGGAAGGUAAAGCCAGUUGAUGAUUAUUACCCUCUUCAUGAAGACUACGGAAGUCCACCUUUCAAUAUCAUCAAUCAUGUCAUGACUGAGGCUCAACUCUCACAAGAAUUGGCCUUGAAGCAUCUCAGGGCUGUAAAGCUCAUCGAUCCUUUCCCUGGAGCUCCGGAUGACGAUGAUUCAGAGCUCACCGAGGAAAAUAUCGACAAGCUCAAUGAUAUUGACUACGAAGACCUCCUUCAACCAGACCAUUUGCAUUUGGCAAGUGUCAAAUUGCUUGAUGAACAACGGGAUGAUGAAGGCAAGUUCUUCUUUGGUUUGCCGUUAGUCAAGUUCGCAUCUUAUAUUGAUGACAUUGGUCGGGAAGUAGCACUUUUGAUCCAAGAGAACCGGCUCAAUCUCGCUAACCCCAUUGUCGAUCAAAUUGAAAGCCUCCGUCGUGAGGGAAAUGAUCCAUCAUAUCAUUCCAGAUCACUUCUUGUUGACCUUCUUCGUCGAAUGUAUUCUACUAGCAUCUUCCUUGAAGAUGGCUCUUCCAAUCCAGAUCUCAAGAAUGCUUUCACGAAAUUUGUCAACAUUUUUGUUGAGGAUUGUCAACAAACUAAUGAUAUUGCUGAAAAGGACUAUUUCAGCUCGGGCUUGUUGUUCUUACAACCAGUUUUGAGCAAAACGCCGCCCAACACAUUGCCCAAGGUGUUCCAUUUUUUCGAUGAAGUCGACGCCGAGUUGAAGGAUAAACUUUUGCAGACUAUACUUUCACUGGAUACGAAGGGUAACGUUGAGUGCUCUCUGGCCCUUUGCAGAUUGUUGUACCUCUAUGCUACUGAUGAGAAACAGCAUUCGGACAUGACGUCGGAGAGCAUGAAAGAGCUUCAAAAGCUCUUGAUCUUGCUCGUGAGAGUGUGCUUCGAAGACGCUGCAAUACUAGAAAAUGUGUUUUCUUCGGAAAUCGUCAAGUCGUUCAAGAGACAGCCCAACGGCAAGAAGGACUUCAAGCGUUUGUUAGACGAGAAUGUUGAGAUGGUGACCAGAAACCCUUCAUUGUACAUUGAUGUCGCCUCAAGGCUUGUCAGAUUGGAAAAUUUAAAUGGGCGCACCAAUCACACGGAAAGUCUUUUCCUUGUUGACUACUGUGACCCUCCCAAGAAUGAUGAUGAUGUUGAGAUGAAGGAUUCAGAAAACGUACCAGACAUUGGCUCAGAUGGUCUCAUGCACUUCCUUUUAAUUGAGCUCAUGUCAUGUGCAAAAGAGGACUGGGUAACUAGCCCUCCAAAGCCUGCUGAUAAGUCAGGAAGCUCACGUCAAAAGAAAGAGCUCCAGAUAGAUUCACUCAUGAGAAACUCUAAGUUUGCCUACUUGUGCUUUUUGAUACAAAUGAUUACAGAACUUCUCGGCUCCUAUAAGCAUGCAAAGCUUGAAUUUAUUACUUUCUCAAAGAAGGAAGGUUCAGAAGACAGGAAUAGACCCCGGUCAACGUCUCUUAACUUCUUCAUUCACCAACUCAAUCCUAGCUGUGCCAUGCAGACAGCUAGUACUGACGAGUCACAGAGGAGGGAGGCAAUUUCCUCGUUAUCAAAACUUUGUCUUCUUACGCUUGUAUCUACCCCUACUUUGAAGGAUGACCAGUCGCCCGACACAAAGUCUGAGGAUGUUGAUCUCGCCAUUGUGCGCCGCUUUGUCAUGGACAUCAUCUCGAAGGUCAUCAAGGAUAGCUUUGCACCUCGCUACACUCCCGCUUCAGCAUAUGAGAAGUUGUACGAUGUUUUCGACUUAUGCUCCUGCUUGCUUUCCACGAAGUUCCGUGAAAUGUGCUUUCCCCUUUUGAACAAGUCUGCUACCAAGUUAGAUCAAUUCUUCAUUGCUUCCGCAUUCAUCGAGAGACAACUACCAAACCAAAUAGCAGGCGCUAUCGCUGACAUCGAUCUCAACUUCCCAAAUGUGAAUCGGCUUAUCAAGAUUGGAAUGAAACCACUUUCGCAUUUGGCGAAGAUUAAACUCACUUAUGGCGGAUAUUUCGAGAGCAACCAUUCAGAAAAAGAUGAAGAGGAUAUGGUUCCCGAAGACUUGGGUGACCGCGAUGAAACGCCUGAUCUUUUCAGAAACUCUACUUUGGGAAUGUAUGAUGCUGAGUCCGAUUCUGAAGAAGAUUUUUACGAAGAGGGCGAUCCGUUAGAAGUGGUGAUGUCCGGGUCCGAUCUCUCUCAAGAUGACGACGAAGAUACCAGUUCUGGUGAUUCUGGAGAUGAUGAUAUGGAUGAGGAUGAUGUUGACGAUGAAGAAAUGGAUCACGGAGAGUUCGAAGGAUAUGCGAGUGGAGAUAGUGAUGGCGACAUCGAGAUCAUUGAUGAGCUCGACAUUGGGUCGCAUUCGGAAGACUCUGCCAACGAAGAAUCAGAUGGGUCCGAGUUCUAUGGUUUCGAUGAGAAUGAGACAGAUCCAAGUGAAUUUAUUGAUGCUACAGAGGGAGAUUUGGACGAAGAGGAGGAAGAAUACGACGAAGCUGAACUAGAUGGAUGGCUCGACACCUUUGGCCACGGAGAGGAAAGUGACGAAGAAGCUGAAGGAAACCCUCGCCUAGGUACAGUUUUCCCUAUAGAUAACGAGGACGAUGAUUCUGCGAUUGACUUGCGUUCGGAAAUUGACGACAAUGACGGAUCAGAGGAGGAGAGCAUUUUUGAAUCAGAUAUCGAAGAGAUUGGGGGCCGGGAAGCGAACAGUGCGACUCGUGAAUUCAUGACAUCAAUUUUUGAUGUUCUCAGACCGGCUCUCCGCCAGCAAAAUGUCUCUAACAUAUUUGAAGGAUUAGUGAAUGGCCGGUUGCGAAACUCUUUCCAUAUUGGUGAUCACCGUGGCAAUGAAAUUGGAGGUUUCGAUCGUGCUUUUGAGGUCAUUCUCAAUGACAAGCCAAAUAAUGCGCAGAAGGGGUCCCUCAAUCAUGUUUACAUCCGGUCUACCAUUGAACGAUGGCGGAAUGCCCAUGAAAUGUUCUACUCUAAUGGUGUUUUGCAACUCAUGGAACAGGUGAAGUCUGAAAUCUCGAAGAAUAUUCACGAUGAAAGCCUCGAGAUUUUUGAGAAACUCAAUGAAGAACGUGAAAGGAUCAAACGUGAACGUGAAGAGAAGAUAAGAAGACGCCGUGAGGAGUCGAGACUUAAACGCGAAGAAGAGAUGAAACAGCGUGAGAGUGAAAGACUGCAAAAUCCCCCCGAUGAACGUGAUCCUGUCAUGCUCCGCAUAGGUGAUCGGGAGGUUGAUAUAAGUGGAACUGACAUUGACCCAGAGUUCUUCGAAGCUUUACCAGAUGACAUGAGAGAAGAGGUGUUCACCCAACAUAUUCGUGAGCGCAGGGCGAAUGCAAAUACAACAGGCGCCGAAGUUCGUGAAAUCGAUCCUGAUUUCUUGGAGGCUUUGCCAGAUCAAAUCCGGGAGGAGAUUUUACAGCAAGAAGCCAUGGCUCGAAGAUUUUCUAGUGGUCGCCUUGGCUUCUUGGAAGCUGAUGACGAUGAUGAUCCUGCUAGUGACCUUGAGGAUGACGAGGAACAAGAAGGAGAGAGAGAUGGGCCACUUGCGAUGAACAAUGGCACCUCAAUUUACCCGCCCGGGAGAAGGCCUGUUAGUGAAGGUGAUAAGUCUUCAGCCAAAAAGAGAAAGACUUUUUCAACACCACUAAUUGACAAGCUGGGCGUUGCAAGUGUCGUGCGUUUGUUGUUCGUACCGCAGCCAUUCCAGCAGAGAACUCAUAUUUACUCGACUUUAUCUCAGCUCUGCAAUAACAAACAGACGAGGGCAGAAGCGAUGAGUCUCUUGAUUGCAAUUCUCAAUGAUGCCUUGCAUAGCCAGAAAGCCUUGGAGAAGUUAUUUAUUCUGAUCUGCAACAGAGCAAGCAGCAAAAGGGCGCAAGAUGAAGGUGUCAAAAAAUCUGUUCCUGUGGGAGCCACUCCUGUUGUUAUCGGUAUACAGUUGAUUGAGGCUGUUUUCUUUUUGUUGGAUAAGAACAUUCACUCGCGUUACUACCUUUUGACAGAGCAUGAAAAUGUUUUUGUUACUCGUCGUGUUCAAAAGAAAAAGUUGCAAAAUUUAACAACUGAAGAUAAAUACCCUAUCAACUUCUUGUUGAAGCUUCUCGAAAAUCCUUUGCUCAGCGAACAACACAUGUUCAUUGACUUGUUGGCAAGCGUUCUUCAUGUCGGAACAAGGCCUCUUUUGCUCUUGAGAGAAUCCGGGAAACAGCAUCCACCAAUAUCGACGACGUCGAUACCCGCAUCGAAUUUACGUUUAAUCGUGCGUAUUCUCAGUUCCAAUGAGUGCGCUAAUACGACUUUCAGAAGAACGAUUAGUGCAAUGCAAAAUCUUUCCGUGAUGAAGGAUGCGCAGGAGGUGUUCUCCACCGAACUCUCAGCUGGAGCCACAAAGUUGAGUAAGGACAUUGUUCGUGAUCUCAAAUCGUUGACUUCCGAGCUCGAAGAAGGCAUGGUCAACAGCACUGAAAGCAAACAUCUCAGUAAGUUCACGGCCCCAAGUUCCGAUCAAGCCAAACUCUUAAGGAUCCUCACCGCUCUAGACUACAUGUACGAGAACCGGGAGAACGAAAAUACCAAGGAGGGUUUAAAGAAGGAGAAGGCCAUUCAACUUACGGGUCUCUACGAGAAACUUGAGCUAGGAAAGCUUUGGGGUGCUCUCAGUGUAUGCUUGAGGGAUCUUGAGAAUGUACCUUCUUUGCUCAGCAUAGCCACAGCAUUACUUCCGUUGAUUGAAGCACUCAUGGUGGUGUGCAAACACAGUAAAGUGAGGGAUCUUCAAAUGAAGGAUGUUAUGAAGUUUGAAGCGAAGAAAGUGGACUUUACUAAAGAGCCCAUAGAGAGCCUCUUUUUCUCAUUUACUGAUGAGCAUAAAAAGAUCCUCAAUCAAAUGGUGAGAACGAACCCUAAUCUCAUGAGUGGACCUUUUAGCAUGCUUGUUAGAAACCCAAGAGUUUUGGAAUUUGACAACAAGAAAAACUAUUUCGAUAGGCAGCUUCACGAGAAAGCCACCGGUGGUCAAAAGCUCUCCAUUAGUAUUAGAAGGGACCAGGUCUUCUUGGACUCUUACAGGGCUCUCUUCUUCAAGUCGGUCGAAGAAUUCAGAAAAGCUAAAUUGGAAAUCAAUUUCAAGGGAGAAUCUGGUAUAGAUGCUGGUGGUGUCACUAGAGAGUGGUAUCAAGUGUUAUCAAGACAAAUGUUCAACCCUGAUUAUGCGUUGUUCAGUGCCAUUGCGAGCGAUGAAACUACCUUCCAUCCAAACAGAACUUCAUUCGUCAACCCUGAGCACCUUUCCUUCUUCAAAUUCAUCGGUAGAAUUAUUGGAAAAGCUAUUUUUGAUGGAAGUUUCUUGGAUUGCCAUUUCAGCAGAGCAGUCUACAAGAAAAUUUUGGAUCGUCCGAUGUCGCUCAAGGAUAUGGAAACCCUUGAUUUGGAAUAUUUCAAAUCGUUGAUGUGGAUGCUUGACAACGACAUCACUGACAUCAUCACUGAGGAUUUCUCCAUUGAAUCUGAUGAUUAUGGCGAGCACAAGGUAAUUGACUUGGUUCCUAAUGGCAGAAACAUUCCAGUCACCGAGGAAAACAAACAUGAUUACGUUCGUCUAGUCGUGGAAUACAGGUUACAAAAGUCUGUGGAAGAACAGAUGAGUAACUUCAGCAUUGGAUUCCACGAGAUCAUCCCGAAGGACUUGGUGGCAAUUUUUGAUGAACAAGAGCUUGAGCUCUUGAUAAGUGGCUUACCCGACAUUGAUGUUGGCGAUUGGCAGGCGAAUACCACAUACAACAACUAUUCGCCUUCGUCUGAGCAAAUCCAGUGGUUCUGGAGAGCUGUCAAGUCUUUUGAUAAUGAAGAAAGAGCUAAGUUAUUACAAUUUGCGACGGGAACGUCGAAGGUCCCGCUCAAUGGAUUCAAAGAAUUGCAAGGUGCUAAUGGUACCUGUAAGUUCAGUAUUCAUCGGGACUACGGCUCCACUGAAAGACUUCCUUCGUCUCAUACCUGCUUCAAUCAGAUCGACUUACCAGCGUAUGAGGCUUACGAUACAUUAAGAGGGUCGUUGUUACUCGCGAUAACAGAGGGCCAUGAAGGUUUUGGAAUGGCAUAA